Messenger RNA from Sphenostylis stenocarpa, 1164 nucleotides. The record is from the annotation of a GenBank genome assembly. NCBI's taxonomy places the organism in Eukaryota, Viridiplantae, Streptophyta, Magnoliopsida, Fabales, Fabaceae.
AUGGCGGCUUCCACCACCAGCCAGGUCUACAUCGAUGUAAUUGAGGAUGUCAUGGUCAAGGUCCGUGAUGAGUUUGUCAACAACGGUGGUCCUGGGGAGGAAGUUCUCAAGGAGCUUCAAGCUAUGUGGGAAUCAAAGAUGAUGCAAGCUGGUGCUGUGCUAGGUCCCAUAGAAAGGUCCUCUGCCGCUAAGCCAACUCCCGGUGGUCCUAUUACUCCGGUUCAUGAUCUUAACAUGCCGUAUGAGGGGACCGAGGAGUAUGAGACUCCUACUGCUGAAAUGCUUUUCCCCCCUACGCCGUUGCAAACUCCAAUUCAAACUCCUUUGCCUGGAACUGGGGAUAACUCAACUUAUAACAUUCCUACUGGACCAGGUGACUACCCCUCUUCCGGAAAUGAUACAGCAGGAAAUGCUGAUGGAAAAGCAAGAAGACCUGCUCCAUACAUGCAACCUCCUUCUCCUUGGAUGAACUCAAGGCCCUCACUUGAUGUCAAUGUUGCUUAUGUGGAAGGGCGUGAUGAGGCAGACAGAGGAACUUCUAAUCAACCUCUGACACAGGACUUCUUCACGGUGUCAUCAGGAAAGCGUAAACGCAAUGAUUUGACUUCUCAGUAUAAUACUGGUGGAUAUAUACCUCAACAAGAUGGAGCUGCAGAUGCUGCACUUGGAGUUUUUGAAAUUGAGGUAAAUGGAGGGGACAUCUCUAUUAAUUCACAUCCCACUAUUUCCGGAAAAUUGCAAGCAGAUAUGGAGAGGUCGACUUCUAGAAUUCCUCAACUUGAUGGACCAAUUCCAUUCGAUGAUGAUGUGCUUUCUACUCCAAAUAUAUACAACUAUGGGGAAGUGUUCAGUGAAGACUACAACAUUUCUAAUACACCAGCUCCUCCUGAAGUGCCAGCUAGCACCCCUGCUCUCGUAGCGCAGAAUGAGGUGGGAAACGAAGAAGAUGAUGACGACGAACCUCCGUUAAAUGAAGAAGAUGAUGAUGAUUUGGAUGACAUGGAACAAGGAGAGGAUCAAAAUACACAUCAUCUUGUUUUGGCCCAGUUUGAUAAGGUUACACGUACCAAGAGCAGGUGGAAAUGCACAUUAAAGGAUGGCAUCAUGCACAUAAAUAAUAAGGACAUUCUCUUCAACAAGGCGACGGGAGAGUUUGACUUUUGA